AGUGCUGCAAACGCUUCUUGAAAAUAGCUACGGAAAUCUUUUAAAUGCACAGUUAGUGGCUUGCGCUGGCUGAAUUGUAUACAAAUGAUGCAUGUGUUCGGGGGCUAUUUGACUUUCCAUUAAAUCUGAGCAACUUUUAACUUCUCCAAUGUUUGUGUUUGGGUUUGCUAGCCAAAUCGAUUAGCUUACGAUGAUAGCUGUCGUGCUAUGUGUUUAGUUAGCGUAAGCUAGGAGUGCGAUUUAGAAGUUAUGGAAAACAAAGCAACAUUAAGACUUGAAGUCUUACUGUGAUAAAAUUUUCUACGAUCUGAGGUUAUACUUUUUAAGCAUUUUUUGCUCCAUGAAUUGAUAUAAUUCGUUUUGCGAAAGCUGAGAAACGGGUUAGCUAGCAACGUAAGCUAGUUCGCUACUUAACGGUAACUUGGCUGCUUUCGAGGGGGUGUUGAACAAUUUGUGUUUUCAUAAUAAAUUUGAAGUUUCAAAUGCUUAUUUAAAAUGUCUGCUUACGUCGAAUUUAUUAGGAAGUGUUCAUAAGUUUCAAUGCUGUACUUGACCCAAUGGUAUUAUCGAGUAGUAGAUUUGUACUAUUAAAGUGCACCCCAGUCUUAUUUAAAUUUGUAUUCUGUCAAAAGGAAAAAUUCAUGAAACUUGAAUAGUGAAUGUAGAUUAAUUUGUCAACCUGAAUAGCACAACCAAGAAACUUCUUCUGGGGAAACUACGUGGACAUCAGCAAAGGGACUUCAUAGCACUUGGAUCUGUCUGUUCUUCUCUGUCCCAGGUUCAGACUGCUUGGUCUAUGGCUCUGAUGGACAAACACAAACAGGUCAAGCGACAGAGACUUGACCGCAUCUGUGAGGGUAUCCGACCCCCCAUCCUGAAUGGGCCGAUGCACCCGCGGCCCUUGGUGGCCCUCCUGGACGGGCGCGACUGCACUGUUGAAAUGCCCAUCCUCAAAGAUGUGGCCACAGUGGCUUUCUGUGACGCCCAGUCCACACAAGAGAUUCACGAGAAGGUGCUAAAUGAAGCGGUGGCCGCUCUGCUCUACCACACCAUCACUUUGUCCAGAGACGACCUGGAAAAAUUCAAAGGUCUACGUGUCAUUGUUAGGAUUGGCUCGGGCUUUGACAACGUUGACAUCAAAGCAGCUGCUGAGCUUGGCAUCGCUGUGUGUAACGUGCCCGCAGCCUCUGUGGAGGAGACGGCAGACACUUCUCUAUGUCUGAUCCUCAACCUGUACAGGCGAGUCACCUGGAUGCAUCAGGCCCUCAGGGAGGGAACCCGCGCCUCCAGUGUGGAGCAGAUCAGGGAGGUCGCAGGAGGUGCUGCUCGUAUCCGGGGAGAGACGUUGGGCAUUAUUGGACUAGGGCGUGUGGGCCAAGCAGUGGCUCUUCGGGCCAAGGCUUUUGGAUUUGGUGUGAUCUUCUAUGAUCCCUACCUGCCUGAUGGUGUCGAGCGCUCGUUGGGCCUCCAGCGAAUGGCCACCCUGCAGGACCUCCUCAUCCACUCUGACUGUGUAUCCCUGCACUGCAGCCUCAAUGAGCACAACCACCACCUCAUUAAUGACUUCACCAUCAAACAGAUGCGUCAGGGAGCUUUCCUGGUGAACACAUCAAGAGGUGGUCUGGUUGAUGAGAAAGCUCUGGCUCAGGCUCUGAAAGAGGGCCGGAUACGAGGGGCUGCCCUGGACGUCCAUGAGACAGAACCUUUCAGUUUUUCCACAGGCCCUCUGAAGGAUGCCCCAAACAUGAUCUGUACCCCUCACACAUCCUGGUACAGUGAGCAGGCUUCUGUGGAGGCUCGAGAGGAGGCAGCCAGAGAGGUUCGCCGUGCGAUCACUGGGCGCAUCCCUGACAGUCUGAAGAACUGCGUGAAUAAGGAUUAUCUGAUGGCAGCAUCUCAGUGGCCCAGCAUGGAGGCCGCCACUGUUCACCCAGAGCUUAAUGGAGCUACUUACAGAUUUCCUCCAGGUCUGAUCAACGUUGCAGCAGCAGGGGGUCUCACUGGAGCUGCCGCAGGGGUCGAGAGCAUUGUAUCAGGCAACUUGGCACACGGCAUAGCCCCCGUCUCCCACCCUCCUCACGCUCCCUCUCCGGUGCAAUCUGCUAAGGCCGAAGCCGACAGAGACAUCCCCUCCGACCAAUAGCCCCCUCCGCCGCCGCCAGCACAUUCCGUCACCAUUGGAAACCAACACCCCACAUCCCCGCCUCCCGACAUCAGACAUCGCCCGACCCUGCAGAGCAUCGGCAGCGCCAGUCUGACCCUGAUGUGGACCUACACAGUCGUGUUUCUCAGAUCACACAACCAGCCCAGGAGUGACUUAUCCACAGCCAGCCCCCUCCCAUCCACACACAUCCCUCCAUCUUUGUCCUCAUCUCACCCUUUGCCCCCCUCCCUCCUUCACUCCCCCACGACGUCAGCAAUAACUGUUCUCAAGGAUUCAAUGAUUGGAUUGGUUUAUAUCCUUAGGUGGCUGUUUAAAUGGAAAGUUGAUCUGUUGUGGUUCUAGGUGUCAAUGUUUGUUUGUUGAAAAAUAGCAUUUCUGACAUGAGGCUUCACAGUCUGCUGCCCCCUGCAGGCUGAAAGGUUGAAGCCCCCCUUUGUACAUUAAUGGCUCAUGUUACUGCUCUUUUCUUUUUUCCUCCCUUUUCCACCUUUCUCGUGAAGGGGUUUAACUGUGUACUAAAGUAAACCAGACAGAAUCACAAACAGUACAUCCUGUCCUCACCGAGAAUCUAGUGACCCUGCUCUGUUUGGCUCUCUUGUUACUGUCAUCAGCUUGCUCAGCAGAUGGAUCUGUGAUGCUGUCAGUGUGGAGCUCUCUCAGGCUCUGAGUAUUUCAUAAUUCAGAUACUUGUACCCAAGAUCCUGUGUAACUUUUUAGAGGUUUGACCGUCCGGUGUUUGGGACAGUCAUCUCUUUCUUUCACACGUGCUCUGCCCCGUAUCGUUUGUCCUGAGAUAACAGCUCAGAGUGUCUUACCAGAGGGCUCUUAAUCAUGAAUUUCAGGUGUCAAAAAGCAGCAACAUGCAGGAUGUGUCUCCAGCAGAGGGCGCUGUCUCACUGCUCAGAGCUGAGCCAGUUGCAUGCAGCUCCUUUGAGACGGACAGUUACAGGUUGGCUGUCAGAACACAUGAUGGAUGACCAGGGAUCGGCUACCGCCUUAUUGUUUGAAAAGACCUCACUGCACCACCAUUUCCCUGCACUCAACCACCCACCCUCCACUUCUCCUCUCCCAUCAUCAUGGACCCACACAUCAGCCCAUGAACCAGUUUGCAUCCACCUCUUCCUUUAAGUGUGAGGGGACAGCAGAGUUUAGAUUACCUGUAGGAAUGAUGGGACAGUGUUCUUGCAUGCUGGCUUUGUUGAUGACAGUGGUGUGUGCGUGUGCGCGCGUUUGUGUGAGUGUAUGUUCCCUCACCCUGUUAUAACAAACUCUUGUCUUUCCAAAGUCCCUAGGAGUAUCUCUAACGCUGUUGCCCAGGUGUCAAGGGAACACCUUUCUAGUACCUCAGUAACAGAUAUUGAAUGUACCGUGCAUACCCUUUUAUUUUUUGUACAGAUUUUCUAGAUUCUUCUUAACUAUUCUUUACAAGAAGGGUUGUGAAAUUGUAGCAGUAAUGAUACAAUAAAAACACAUUGCCCCAUGAAAUAAAUUGACAAAAGGUUCACUAUAGGUCACUGAAUACUCAGGCUUCAAAACCAACAUGUUUCUCUUUUGCCUUUACUCUGACUUCCUCCUUGUGGAAAAUUCAGCACAAUGCGUUCCCAUUCUUGGACUCAGACUAUAGUUGACGUGCUAUAAUCUCCAUAAGACUGACUAAAGAAAAACAAGGAAAAAAAACAAAAGGCGGUUGCCGUGAUCUGCUAGUUUUCUUUGACUAGAUUAUUAGUAGUAGUAGAUGCAGUUUGUUUUGUUUUAACCCCCUCUCCAUUGUCUGGCUGCUCUAUCUCUAGUGCAUGUGAGGUAAUUUUUUAGGGGAAAUACUAUUGGCUUAAAGAAUUUGUGUCAUCUUGCUGUUCUCCCUCUGCUCCCUGGCCUUUUUCCCCUUCCUCUCAGAGUGUUUUCAACCGAGUUGCCAUUUUUUGUCGUGGUCAGUUUCCCAGUGAUGUACAGUUUUCCCCUUCAGAGUCUAUGAGAGACAUGGAGCAUGUCUGUGUCCUGAGAUGCUAGGCUCCUCUGUCAUGUGAUGAGUAUAUAUUUUUAAAAAAUAACCCCCAUAGUUCGGAUUAUGAGCAUAAUAGUAAUCUUAAAUUUUUGCUGUUGAUGAUGAUGAUUAUAUUUUUCUUCUUUUUCAGUUCAGCAGUGCACUGUUUUUGAAAACCAUUCUGUUUUAUUGUAGGAUUUCAUUUUUAUGGAUAUGCUGUCUGUGUUCUACAUGUUGUACUGAAACAUUUCAGAGAAAACAAGAGACCCCUUUCCUUUGAUUUAUUUUAUUUUUUUUGUCUUAACCCAACUGUCCUCCAGCUGAUUUCCUCUGGGCCUUACUUCUUCUCCCCUUGUUUAAAGUAGCUGUAAUAGAAAGUCGCCAUGGAACCACUCACUGCCUUAAUACAGUUGACCACAGCAGGUGAAGUCAGGAGACGCACCCAGUUGAAAAGCUCCUCACACCCUGACAGGCUUAAAUCUGCGGUACUUUGCAGUUCUCUGUUCCCGCGAUGAACCACAUUCAGCCUUGUUGGACGUUGUCUUCAUGGUUUAAACCAUAAACCCGGUGGAAUUUGUUACUGUGCAUUAACACACAUUUUGCCCACUUGUUUUAAUAUCUGCCCUUCAGUUUUGUUUGUAUAUUCGCUAACAGAUAAGCACAGCAUGUUUUUUUUUCUUAAAGCUACAGCUCAUAUUUCACUUGUGGGUGUGAGAAUGCCCCCCAACCUGUCUAACUACCACCAACCCCCCUCAGGCUCCAGUAGCAUCUUUCAUAGAGCUUCUUAAACGCCUUUGAAAGGAUAAGGAGGGUGCUGAUGAGGGAGGGGGGCAUAGCCAACACUGGUGUGGUCUGUUUAAAAAAAAAAAAGCAGAAAAUUAAGAAUUGGUCACUUUUCUCUCUCUCUCUCAGGGUUCAAAUGCACACAUAUCCUCCAGCAGUCACCCACGUGUAUGUUGUCCCAAGUUUUUUCCGCCCUCCAAAUGCAGAACAGUCUCCUGCGUUUUUUUAAAAAACCGUUCCCCCCCUCCCCUCGUUCUCCCCCUCCCUUUUUGUGCACAGGUCUGAACUUAUUUUUUUCCUGUUUUGCUUUCUUUUGGCACUGACAUCUAACCAUCUAACAAGGAAUGAAUGAAUGUUUGAAAGUGACUGUGUGUAAUGUUAAAUUGGGAAAUGUAUUUUUACAACAUGUGAACGUGUUUUUUUUCCACUCACUCUCAUUGUGAAUUGAUUUUUUUUUUCUUUCACCAGACUGCAAAAACAAACAAAAAAAAACAAAGAAAAAAACUCCUGUAACUAGGCUCUUAAGCUUUAUUUUGUUUUGUUUACUUUUUUAUUAGAAACAAUCAUGUUUGUGAUGGUAACUUCCGAUGGUAAACUCCACACCGUAUUUUAAUAAAAUCUUAAACAUUA
Molecule: messenger RNA, 5558 nt
Organism: Cheilinus undulatus (humphead wrasse)
Lineage: Eukaryota; Metazoa; Chordata; Actinopteri; Labriformes; Labridae
Product: C-terminal binding protein 1
Exons: 11
Coding region: 797-2143 (448 amino acids)
Molecular function (GO): transcription corepressor activity; NAD binding; oxidoreductase activity, acting on the CH-OH group of donors, NAD or NADP as acceptor
Source: RefSeq, a predicted model, not a curated record